GUUGUUGUGUUGGUGUGUAUGUUGUGUGUUGUGUUGUUGUGUGUUUGUGUGUGUUGUUGUUGUUGUGUGUUUGUGUGUGUUGUUGUUGUGUGUUUGUGUGUGUUGUUGUUGUGUGUUGUUGUUGUUGUGUUGUUGUUGUUGUUGUGUGUUGUUGUUGUUGCGCAUAGGCAGCAGCAGUAGCAGCAUCAGCGGCAGCAUCAUCAGCCGCGUUCGUCUCGCGCCGCACAAACGCCGCAAACACCGCCCCCGCCCGCCCGCUCGCUCGCUCCUGCGAAUACGGCGAAUGAUAAACACCGGCGAACACACACACACACUGCACACCAACAACAAACAACAACAACAACCACAGAUAAAGACGACGACGACGACGAAGACCAACAAACAGCGAGGGUGUUAGAGGGCCGAGGCCGCGGGGUGUGGACGCUGCGAGGCGGCCGUGGCUGUUCAGGAAACGGCGGCGAAAGCCUGCGCUAGGCCCCACGGAUGAUGAAGAAAAGAGUCGUGAAGACUCCGAACAGCCCGAGUGAGACUGUGGAGAAAGGCACUCAGACUGCGCAGUGUGACCAUGUCUGCUGCCUGGGCCACAGCACGGAGCUUGGAGACCCACCGCUCCUGCAGAGACAAGCUUCCACCUCCAAGGCUGGCAUCCAGCAGAUCAUCGAAUGCUUCCGCUCCGGCACCCGGGAGCUGAGGAAUCUCCUGCUGCGGGAGGUUGACACGAUCUUCGAGUGCCGUCUGUGCCGGGGCCUUUUCCGGGGGCUGCCCAACCUGGUGACGCACCGCGAGCACUACUGCCGCACCGCGCUGCCCGGCAGCCAAGACGAGCUGGGCCGUGGCGAUGAGCCAGGCCACACGCGCGUCGCUCGGGACCUGCUGGACGCGAUGGCGCCGCGAGACGACAUCAUCGGCGGCGGCGACGGCGACGCCCGCGCGGCGCCGGGCUACGUGCUGCGUCUGCAGGCCAUCGGCGGCAACCCCCACGCCGUCUUCCAGCACGUGAGCAGCGCCGGCGCCUCGGCACGCCGGGGCCCUCUGCAGGACGGGCAGCCCGUGCCGCAGCUGCCCGCCGCCGCCCUGGCCGGCGGGAGAGACGCCGGCGCGGACCGGGGCGAGCGGGGCAACGCGGCGCAGACCGCCGCCGGCGCCCUCUUUGCCGGCGUCGCCUCUGCCGGCGCCGCGACCGCGACGACCCAGCCGAGCGGCGGCAGGGAGCGCCCGCGCAAGAACCGCAAGCUCUCGCGCUGCACGUUCUGCAAGGGCACGUUCACCUCCAAAAUCGGCCUGCGCCUGCACACGGCCCGGGCUCACCUCGGGCUACUGCGCGCCGGGCGUCCGGACGCCGACUCGGCCGGCGUCGGCGCGGCGCCCGCGUCCCCCUCGUCGCCCGCCGCCGAGGGCCGCCGCGACCGGACGUUCGGCUCCGGGGCCGAGCUCCUGGAGCGCUUCCUGGAGCGCGACGGCGGCGAGCGCGGGGAGGGGCCCGGCGACGGCACCGCGUCGCCCGUGUCCGGCUCGCGGCCGCGGGGAGCCGCCGCCGGCGGCCACGGCCGCCCCGGCACGGAGGAGGCCUUCGCGUCGGGGCUCUACUCCCCGCUCGGCGCGCCGCCGUCGCCCGACCCGCCGCCCGGUGGGGCCCCGGGGCCGUCCCGGCGGCUCUCCGCGCCGAGGGCCGACGCCGGGUUUGUCGACUCGGCCGGUGGCAGGGAGGGGAUGGCCCUGGACGACGACGGAGUAGACGGCGGCAGAGACGGCGGCGGCGGCGACGGCGGAGGAGGAGGUGGGAGGGGGAACUCGGCGGUGGCCGAGCCGGGAGAGGUCGGGUCGUCGGCGACAUCGGUGCUGGCGGCGACGCCGCAAGGCGACGGGCCGGCCGGUGGCGACGCGGGGCGGGCGCGUGGCGGGAGCCGGCGUUCGCUCAAGGCUCGCAAGAAUAAGUUCUGUCCCCUGUGCUGCAAGGCGUUCUUUGACCACCGCGGGGUCAAGAAGCACCUGAAGAAGGUCCACAAGGUGAGGAGGAGCCAAGCGGCGGCAGCGGCGGCAGCGGCGUCGGCGUCAGUGGGAGACACCGAGCUGAAAUGCGAGCCCCCCGACAGAGCGCCGGGCGAGCCGGAAGCGCGGGCCGCCGAUCCGGGUCUCGACAAAUCUACUGGCAGAGCCGCGGGCAGGGUAAGGAAACCCCGCGGGGUCGGCGAUGCGAGUGAGUGCACCGAAGGCGGUGGCGACGGCGGUGGUGGUGGUUUGGCGGGUCGGCGCCCCAACAACGUUUGCCCCGUGUGCGACAAAUCAUUCUCGAGGUCUAGCCACAUCGUGCGGCACAUGGAGACCAUGCACACGGCCACGCAACAACCCGGCGCCACCGCUGGCGCCACCGCCGGCGCCACCGCCGGCGGUGGCGCCGGCAACGCCGUUGUCGGGGUAAAGGAGACACCACUCAAAAAGAGCCGGUGCGGUAAAAAUGCUCCGGCCGGCACGACGGCCAAGAAGGCAACUCGUAAACCGACGCCUCCACCGCCGCCGCCGACGCCACCGCCGCCGCCCCUCGCUGACGCCCGGGGAAGCGACGCUCGCGCGAGGAGGGACGCCGGGCAACCUCGCGGCACGGGUCGCGCAGGCGCGCGGAAGCGCGCCGCCGAGUCUCCCUCGCCGGUUUCGCCCAAGACGCCCAAGUUGACGCCCAAGUCGCUGCUGCCCAAGUCGCCGCCGAAAUCGCCGCCGAAGUCGCCGGCGAAGUCGCCGCCGAAGUCUCCGCCGAAGUCGCCACCGAAGUCGUCGCCGCCGAAGUCGUCGCCGCCGGCGAGGCCGUCGUCGGUCGCCGACGCAGUCGCCGUGUCGCCCGCGGAGGGUCUGGCGUACGUGCGCGCCGUGUGCGACGACGCGCGCCUGCGCUGCGGCCUGUGCUCGCAGCGCUUCCGGGCGCCGGCGGCGCUGCGGCGCCACGCCAGGACGCACUUCUCCCGCGACCGCCGCUUCGUGCGCCUCUUUCGGUGCCCGCGCUGCGACUUCGAGUCGUGCUGCCGCGACGCCGUCGGGGUGCACCUCGUGGCCACGCACCGGCCCAAGACCAAGGAUCGGGCCGCGCUGCUGCUGCGCGUGCACAAGGAGCAGAUGCUGAGGCCCGCUAAGGCCGCCCUGCAGUCCAUCCUGCGGCGGCAGCAGCAGCUGCAGCAGCGCGACGUGCGGUGACGCGUCGGUUGCGUUCGGGGGUCCGGGGUGGGGGUACGGGGGGGGGGGCCUAAAGGAGGAGACUGCCGUGCGGGCCGACGCGGUGGCAGGGUUUGCGGUGAGCACGGUCGGCUACGCGCGGUGUGGAAGACGUUCAACGUACGUACUGGCGCUGGCUAGGAUCGUUGGCUCGGCGUGGUUUUGCCCGGUACCCUUUGCUGUAGGAGAGGGGAGGUUGCCAUGAGUGUACGUGUUUGUGUGUGCGUGUGCGUGUGUGUAUGUGCGUGUACGUGCGUGUGGGGAGUGGUAGUGUUGCGGUUAGCGACGCGAGUUCGAUUCCCGCUCACGGCCAACACCGGUGACGAUUAUCUGAACCGGUCCUGGGCCUCCCCCAGGUCGACUUGGCCUCAAAUGAGUACCUGGUGCGGUGUGUAAACACCGCCACUAGGGAGACAAAGGCAGCCGGGCGUGGUGCUGGCCACCCACCCCCUCGUGUGCCGUGCCGGCCUUCAUAGGCGCUGUUGUUGCUCGCUAACAGCAGCUAUACGGGGAAUCUUUGUCCCGCCGGAUGGUCUGGAGGUUCGAGCGUGAAGGUAGGCGCCGUUGAUGGCCUGGACCGCUGUCACACGUGGGUACGUUGCGUCUACAAGCGCUGCCGUGUUGAUUGUCUUGGCAUGGCCAUCAGAGACUGCACAGUAACCUUCAGGUCAAUGGACAUCAUAUAUUUAUUAAAAUUAACUAAAUUAAAACUAUAAAACUACUUUUUUAUUUUACUAGCUAAGGCCCAAUGAGCUAUGUAGCUCUUUUUUCAGAAGUAUCCUGGCUAUCACAGCAAAUGACAUCUCAAUGAAGUGGAUUAUCAGGUGGAAAUGUAUAGCAGUCAAAUGCUCGAAUUCUAAAUGUGGAGGGGAGAGCCGGAGAAAAAUCCACGUGACCACGUGGAGAGAGAGACACGCAAACCCCAAAUAUACAGCAGCAGGCGUCAGGGUGGGGAUCGAACCCACGACCUCCUGCACACCAGGCGAGGUAGUUAACAUCUCCUAGCCAGCAUGGCGCCCAUGGUGGAGAGAUUUUAUUAAUUCGCUCGACCCGGCCAAUCUGCAGCCGUGAGUAGUAAACAUUUAUUUAUUUGGUGAUAACGGAACACAAACACUCCUUUGGCAGAGCAUUGUGGAAUUCAGCUUCAGAAGUGGUUCCUGCAUUGUCAUCAUCUCCCUUCCUGCUCUCAUUCCUUUUGGUUCCCGAUUCAUCAACAUCCUUUCAGAAUCAGAAUCUUUAUUUAGACUGGAGAAGGAAAUCCGAAGAGCCGUGAAGCUCUUUUUCACGGGGCCAGCAAAAUCUCAACAGCCAACGAUACAAAAACGCGAUCGGGAGUGCAGAAUAUUAACAAUGGUGAGCAAGUAACUAAAUUUAAUUAAAUGGAUUAUCUAAGUCCGAUUUAUCAUGAUUGGGCAAGGCAGCCCACAACAAAACAGUCCCAGACCACACCAAGAGAACACCAUGCAUUGCACUACCGAUACGACACAGGUCACCAUCACAGUCACAAAUCGCAGUCGCGAAUGUGACCGGCCGUAUCCGGUACUACCAAUUUUACGCUUCAGGACGUAUGUUUUUUUUUCGAAGGAACAUUUUGACGAAUGUCGAGGGAGCGAAACGAGCGCUGUCCCAAAACGUCGUUGCCCCAACGGCAAAGGCUUUCGUCACCUACCAGAGAUGCUUGUGCCCGACACAGGGUGGUGCAACGCUAUAUAUAGCGGCUCGCUUCACGUGUUCUCGUUUAGCGCGAGCGAGUGGCUUGGGUCACCGGAAUAACGAGAACAAAAGCACCAGCGGCGAAGCGAAUAGAAAUGCGACGCAGCAGUAACAACGACAACAACAACAACAACGGCAACAACUGAUUGGAUGUCAGAGCCCGGGCGAGCGAGUAGAAAUCGUAGCAAAAACGUCCUUGCGGAAGGAAUGGAAAACGACAUGGAAAUAUACAAGUCGACGUUAAAUGAAAUGAGUCUCGAUUUCGCGUGGUGAAAGUUUGCUCGGAUAAAUCGCUUUAAAACAUUAAGCUUUGGGCACGUUGUUUCGCAGGGGGCUUGUUUGUGGACGUACCAUCCUAGCCAAUUGGAGCCCAGCCCAAUUCCUACCCACAACGUUUACUCCUGGCUUCUCGGCUCUUGCGGAAACCUCGUUGCUCGCUAUUUUACUUUUAUCCUCACCGUGAAGUCCGCCCAGUGUCUCGCACGCAUCGGCCACCCCUCGGCUGCAGUCUCCACAGAGUCCUGGCUUUCUCCGGGUAAACAAUUUAUUUAUUAAUCGGUAGAGCACAUGUGUGUAUACGUGCACGUGUGUGCAACUGUGCAGUGAGUGGGGAGCGGCGGUGCAGCGGUUAGCGCACUGUGCUACGAAGCUGGUGACCCGAGUUAGAUUUCCGCUCACGGCCAACACCGGUGACGAUUAUCUGAACCGGUCCUGGGCCUCCCCUAGGUCGACUCAGCCUCAAAUGAGUACCUGGUGCGGUGUGUAAACAUCGCCACUGGGGAGACAAAGGCGGCCGGGCGUGGUGCUGGCCCCCCACCCCCUCGUGUGCCGUGUUGGCCUUCAUAGGUGCUCGCUAACAGCACUUGCCCCAAUAGCCUGUUGUAGGCUAUACGGAGAAUCUUUGUCUUUGUGUGUCUGUGCGUGUAUAUGUUCACAUGUACAUUAUUGUACAUUACAUACAGGGUGUGUGUGUGCUUUCACGUGUGUGUGUGUAGGUACAUGUAGGGGGAAGGGAGUGGUGGCGCAGUGGUGAGCUCAUUUGUGCUUCCGAACCCAGCGAGUGUCCCGAGUGUGAUACCCAGCCCACGGCUAACAUCAGUGGCCCACCCCCCACCCCUUCACGAACCCGCAUUGACCAGCGUGGUGAAGUAUGGUCAAACAAACCGGGAGGAGGGGGGGGGGGGCUCCAACAAUGGAGUGUAGAAUAGUAUCUAAACGUAAUGAUUUAUAAUUAUUUAAAUGUACACAUUAAACAUGUACAUAGGUUAAGUCGCACGCAGAGCUGAGGGCGGAAACCUUUGAACCUUAGGCGUGAUUAGUCGUCCUGCUCUCGGGUCGACUCAGCCCUAAAUGAAGUCAUACUGUGCUGUGUAAACAUCAUGCACAAGGCUGCUUGGGCGUAGUGCCGACCACGAAGACCUUCAUAGGGGCUCGCUAGUUCCCCUUCCCCCGCGCCUCCGAUUUGCACGGUUGGCUACGUACGGUGCGAAGAAAGUUAAACACGCGUACGUACACGGGGGGUGUGUUUCUACUUGAGUGCAUGCGCGGCGAGCGGUGGCGCAGCGAUUGGCGCACUGCGCCACGAUUCCAGUGGGGCCGGGUCCGAUUCCCGUCCGCUAAAUCGACUCAGCCCUGAAUGAGUAGCACCUGGCGCGGUGUGUAAAGCAUCAGCACUGGGGAGACAAAGGCGGUCGGGAGGGGUGGGGGAUGUUCUUGUCUGCGUGGCCGUACGGGGGGUGGUGGGAGAUGGCGUUGUACAUUCUUUUUUUUAAUGUAUAUCGUGUUUUCAUGAAUAAAUUGUGUUUGUUUGUCCCUUAUUUAGGAGGUUUGACCCCACAGAGUGUGUGCUCCCCCGUGCUGAUGGAGGGAAGGAGGAGGGGUGGACGGGAGGGACUGAAAAAUGUGUGCAAACGUACGCAAGGGCGCCGCGGUGCUAGAGGUCUCUGCAAAGGUUGACUUGCACAUUAAUUGCCGCGUAACCUUACCCCACCGCUCCCCUUCCACUGCCCCGCUCCUUUGUCGUAAGUCAACGCGUGCGCGCAAACGCGCGUGCGUGUGCGUAUCCGUCGUAAGCGGUGCACAACACAACAACAACAACAGCCGCCAUUCGCCACUAAGUGGCGGUCACGACAACCACGGCGGCCGUGGCAGGCUAGGUGCACUCCGAGGCCGCGUGGGGUGUCAAAGGCUCGGUGGCAGGAGGUCACGGGACAGAGCCGGGUGGUGCCGUGGGUUGACUGACCGAGAUGACCGCAGAUGCUCUGGCCGCGCCCCCUACCGUGCGCGCGCGUGGGGCCCUCGCGCGUCGGCCGGUCGGCGAUGCUCUCCACUGGGCCGCCAACGACUGCACAAUAGACGCGCAGAGGAUGUGCUCCGGUGUCGAUGACGCGGGGUACGAGAGGAGGACGUGCAAUCGGGAGACGGGGGUGGCGGCGGCGGCAGCGGCGCGGUGUGCGUAGCCGUCGCCUAGGGGUAACAGCCAAUCGGGGCGGUCGCCCCGGGCCCCGCACUGUGGGGGGCUCCCCCCCCCCCUACCCCCGCGCGCCGCGACGUCGCGCUGUCAGAUGUGAUAUUUCCGGUUUAGUUUGAAGGCGUCGGCAGGGGCAGGGGGUAAAAACGGGGGGCAGACGGAGGCCCACACGGUGGGGUUAGCCCCGGGCCCCGCACACCCCCCCCAUGGACGGCCCUGGCGGCUGGCGUGGUGGGCCUUGGUGCGAGGAAAUGAAACGGGGCCCACGCUCCGAACGUCGCGCCCAACUCCGUAUUAUCACUGUUGUGCUCGUUCAGCGUGCGGUUCGGAGCCCGAUGUGUCCGCGUGUGGUCCCAGUGGAGUACGCGCGCGGCUAACUCCUACGGCGUUGGGACAUUUUUAGCCAAUGCUAGUUACUUUGUACAUAUGGGGGAGGCGGUUGUCUUUUUGUUGAGCUACGAGUGGAAACCGGAGAACGCGGAGGGAACCGAUGGCAGCACAGGGCUCGGGGCACCCGAGUCGGGAGUCGAACCUGGGCGCCGCUACCCCGGACGCGAUGCGCGCCAAUACGGCGAAUCUUUCAAGAAUCGGAAUCGGAAUAUUUUUAUUUAUCGAGGGGAAAAUCGGUUAGCUACAGACGUCGCGGUGUAGAGGCACGCACGUACGCACGGCGGAGCGGAACGUGCGGCGUUGUACAGAAUCACGCAGGGCUUGUACAGAGACGUGUUUUGAAUGAACGCAGAGGUCACGGAGUUGUGUACAGAUAUUUGAGGAAUAGGCGUAAAGACAAACACGGGUAAUGGCAACGCACGUCGUCGAGGAACGGUGACGCGCCGAUUGUUAUUGUUUCAGCUCGACUCGCCCACCCACUCACCAAUCCACUCACCCACUCACCUACUGACCCGUUCACGCACUCGCUCAUCCUCUCGGUCACCUACCCACUCACUCACCAAUCCACUCACCCACUCACCUACUGACCCGUUCACGCACUCGCUCAUCCUCUCGGUCACCGACCCACCCACUCACCAAUCCACUCACCCACUCACCUACUGACCCGUCCACGCACUCACUCAUCCUCUCAGCCACCUACCCACUCACUCACCAACCCACUCUCCUACUAACCCACUCAUCCCAAGGCCGUAGCCAUGGAGUCAACAUUUGGGGGGGACCAAAUCUUCCAGGGGGUCUGGGGGUCCCCCCCCAGAAAAAAAAAUCUAAAUUUAUUUCCUGCCUAAAAAAUUCACGAACACAUAGGAUGGACUAUUAUUUUUUACAAUAAUGUCUAAUAGUGUAUUGUAUUACAUUGCUCUGUUGUUUUGUCUUGUUCAUUGUAUGUAAUGGCAGAGGUUAGGGAUUAAUAAACUACAACCAUAACCACAAUCAUAUGAACAGAAAUCUAUUUUAUAGCAAUAUAUGGGGGGGGGGGACAUUUUGAGCAUAUUUGAGGAUGUGUCCCCCUCCAAUAUUUAUUAUAAUUACGGCCUUGACUCAUCCACUCACCCAUCCACUGACCCACCGACUCGCCCACUUACCCACUCACUCACCCACCUACUUGCUUAGCCACCCAACUACUCACCCACCCAUUCGCUCACCCACUUACCCACCCGCCCACUGGCUCAACCACUGACCCACUCACUCACCCUCCCACUUGAUUACCCACCCAACCACUCACCCACUAACCCACCCACUCACCCAACAACUUGCUUACCCACUCACCCAACCACUUGAUCACUGUAGAUAGCUCGAGAGUGACUCGCAGCCGGAUUGAGCAGCAACUAGAUCUGAGAUUCGUGACGUUUCGCUUGAAACUGCGUCGGGCGGAAUUAAAAUUAAUUCCGAAUUCGGCUGUGAGGAUCCCGCUCCAACUCGCCCGCUGUGAGCGAGCGAGUGAGUGGAUGAGUGGGUGAGUGAGUGGGUGGGUGAGUGGGUGGGUGAGUCAGCGAGCGGGUGAGCGAGUGGGUGGGUGAGUGGGUGGGUGAGUCAGCGGGUGGGCGAGCGGGUGGGCGAUCGGGUGAGCGAGCGAGUGAAUGGGCGAGCGACGUGAAGCGAUAGCAGUCGCCGCGCUGUCCCAACGCUCUCGCGCCGCGUGACAACUUUCAUUUGGCCGCGUCGGGUGGAUCGUCACGUUGCGCAGGCUUAACCCCCCACCCUUAGCCAGCCCCCUCCACCCUCCCCCCCCCAACAACAAAAAAUCACGAAUCGUAACGUGUGGCCGCGAAAGUAGCUCCGCGUGCAGGAUACGUUGAAUGACGUGUUUCAAGGAAACACUUUGAAGGGUCGGGGUCACGUGGGCACAAUCUGCCCAUUGUCGUCAGCACUGAGAGGUCGGUGGCAAUCCCAGCAGCAGCAGCAUCGCGUGGCGUGGCGUGUGGUGCGUGCGGCACCACCUGUAGUCAGGCGCGUGCCGUGAGCCGUUCCAACCCUCCGCUGCACCGCCGCCCACCUGGGUGGCGAGCGGGCACCGUGACCUUGGAGUGACCUCGCUCGCUCGCUCGCUCCUCGGCGCGUUGCGAACGUCGACGGUGCCGUAAUGCACGCGUAGUCUGUUGCACUUUACGCGUGUCCAGCCCCCCCACCACCCACCACCACCCCCUUCUCUCCUCUACCCUCCCUCCGACCCCCCAUCUAUUUUUUAUUCCCCAAACAUUCUCGUGGUUUUAGUUGCCGACUUCUGACCUGGGGGAACGUCAACAUCAUUGUUGUUAUUAUAACCACCCAGCGCCCAGUCGGACUCUCGGUGGCCUCUUGUGCUGGGUAAACAACAACAACAGCAGCGACAACAACCAAUACAAUUAGAAUCAGAAAUCUCUAUUUAGACUGGAGGAGAAAUCCGAUCAGCCGUGAAGUUAUUUUUCACACGUGUCCAGCAGUUCACGUGGCGGUGACGGGCACCGCUGCGCUUGUGCCAGGCUAGGUGCACCUUGCUGGGCGAUUACUGGACAUCUGUGAAACAGAGCUUCAUAGCUCAUCGGAUUCCUCCAUGGUAAAUAAAUAUUCUGAUUGUAACAUUCUGACAUGACCACACACACACAGGGAGAGACCCCGAGUCGCGUGUGUGUCACUGCAAGGGGGGGGGGGGGAGGGCGCAGUGGUCAAAACAAAUUCGAAACGCAUCGCUUCUUUCCAGCUUUAAAACAUCGCAGCACUCCGCUGCCCCAUUUCAUUUCGGCCGACGACGCUUCGGGGAGCGGGGGAGGGGGGCCGUGUCCAAGCGCAAGGCCUCGUGAAAUGAAACGUCGCGCCCCGCGUCCUGCUCACGGCUCCCCCCCCUCCCCUCCCCCCCCGGCUGUGAGAUAAUCUUGAGAUGCUUCUCUCGGGAAGUUUGUGUUGGUGGGAGAUUUCGAUUGUGAAUUGCGCCGUUGCCGAUGACGACUUGUUUGGGGAGGUAGGGUCCCAGAGGGCGGUGGAGCAAAGCAAAGCCAUGACCCCCUCCUCCCUCACCACCCCAGACCCCCCCCUUCCUCACCCCCCCCCCCCCGCCUUCGCCCCCCUCUCCUGCCCCCCCCUCCUGCCCCAUCUCCCCCACCCGCCACCCCGCCUCCCCUUCUGAUUUUAGGAACCACCAAAGGUUCAGAGGUCACCGAUCUCAACGUUGUUUGGGUGGUUUUUUGUUUGUUCUGUAACAGUUGCUAAAGCGAAGGCCCCAAAACACCAAAGCGGCCAGCGACAAACAGCACCAACGGCUAAGCGCGUUCGCUGUCGGCAGCUCCUGUAAACACAACGGCUCCGAUGGCCAUCACGGGAGGGGGGAGGGGCAGAGGGGGGCAUCGCAUCUUAGGGCCCUCCUGGGGAAUGACCGGCGUUGUCUUCUACUACAGAGACCCAGUGAGGUUCUCGUAGGGGAUUGAUAAUUCACGAUGUAACACGAUGUUUGUUCCUGGGUAGUAAGUGGUAUUUCAUAAUUGCUUAUGCCUCAAAAGUUUUGAAAAUGGCUAUUAUUCCCCACAAACUUUGCUUUUGUGACCAGGACUUUACGUGAAGGAAAGACACAAAUGCACCUGUUUUCUAAUUGAAAAUAUGUACAUUUCUAAAUUUCACUGUCCUGGUCACAAAAGCAAAGUUUGUGCGGAAUAAUAGCCAUUUUCUGUAUUUUUGAGACAUAGACAAUUAGGAAAUAACACUUACUACCCAGAACAUGAAAUAAAUUUGUUACACAGUGUUAUUAAUGGAGUGGAUUAUUAACUUUGUUUUUGUGUCCUGGUCACAAAAGCAAAGUUAAUGGGGAAUAAUAGCCAUUUUCUAUACUUUUGAGGCAUAAGCAAUGAGAACAUAACACUACCCAUGCACAUAAAAAACAUUGUUUUUGUUACACCGUGUGAUGACCGCUCACGUUAACUGGACAGUGGGCACCUCUUGAAGGUGUUCUCGCUCGCUCGCUCUCUCGCUCUCUCUCUCGCUCUCUCUCUCGCUCUCUCUCUCGCUCUCUCUCUCGCUCUCUCUCUCGCUCUCGAGUGACCGGCCAGCCGAGGGGAUCAUCCGACUGAAUUCCGAGCGAGUCGGCAGCUUUGUUUGUCACUGAGCGAGGUGGCUGGGUGGGGUGGGGGGGGGGGUCACACAGAGGGUCAGAGGGGUCAGAGUGGCCGCAGUGAGUUGAUGGUGUCAGCCCGGUCACCAGCGACUCGCGUAAAGGCCCAGCAGACUCGCACAGAGACUCAUAGACUCGCAGAGCGACCCAUAGACUCACACGGAGACCUAUAGACUCACACAGAGACCCAUAGACUCGCACAGAGACCCAUAGACUCGCACAGAGACCCAUAGACUCACACAGAGACCCAUAGACUCGCACAGAGACCCAUAGACUCGCACAGAGACCCAUAGACUCGCACAGAGACUCAUAGACUCGCAGAGCGACCCAUAGACUCACACAGAGACCCAUGGACUCGCACAGAGACCCACAGACUGGCAAAGGCUGGGUUGUGGUGAUGAAACUGGGUUCUCACGUGCAGCGAGUUGAUUGUCUCAGCCCUGUCAGCCAAACAAAAACAAAAAAACGAUCACAAUUUGGUUUCUGCGCUUAAUUUGGCUAAAUCCUGGCUCCGUGGAGUGAAAUGAUGCGUUUCACUGUCAUCCAGUGAACAUGAAUCUCACAGAGAGCGGGUCGGGAGAGUGCUGCCCCCUUGUUGUGUGUGGCCCGGAGCGGUGACUCGAGAGGAGCGGAUCUCCCAGGUAGAUCUGCGACAUCCACUUCCGUGGGCCAUUCCCUCGCACAAAGGGAGAUCCGUACCCGCUCUGCGAGAUUUCCAAAUUGAUUCCUCGUCUCGGGAUGAACGUUUGCCGGUGGCGAGGCUGGGAUGUAAAUGACAGCUGAUAACGGAAUCCACGUGGAAUUUUACAGCGGCGGCAAAAAAAAAUUUACACAUUCGACGUACCGGAUGAUUGGUAAACCGCGAAACCUACUGGGUGACGUGCAUCGCUGGGACUGCAGUUUCGAGGCGCUGUCCUUCGAGCUGUGUCGUAUCGGUCGCUCGCCCGAGGUUUAAUGAGCGGGCGACACUCCAAACCACGCCGUAGCCUUUGCUGCCAGAAGAAAAAUGCAUAUGAUGAUAAUAAUUUACAAUGAAAACAAGUUUUUUGUUUGCAUUCUGACCACAAGUAUUGUGGUUAAUGCAGACAUGAUUCCUUGUCGAAGGUUUCGGUUUGGUGUUCUAACAUCUUGACACAGCUGUUUUUGUUUGCCGGAAAAAAAGGGGAACACCUAUUCUCAUAAUUUGUCUUGUGUUCGGUUCUUUGUGGUUGAUGUUAAAUAAAGUGUCUGUAUAGAUGAUAUAUAUACACACAAGUGAUAAUAUAUGCACAGUUCACUCUGUAAAGUGUUGGCUUCUCUCUCCGCUUGCCACUCGUGCGUAAGGGAUACUCGCAGUGGCCGAGUGUUGUUUGUGUCGUGUGACCAGUCCGGUGGCGUUCGCGUUCACCUGCCGGCUGGCGAUUGGUAAAUAAAUCUCUUGA
This is a messenger RNA of Lethenteron reissneri (Far Eastern brook lamprey), 13330 nucleotides long. RefSeq names its product zinc finger protein 800-like. The record is from RefSeq and is a predicted model, not a curated record. NCBI's taxonomy places the organism in Eukaryota, Metazoa, Chordata, Hyperoartia, Petromyzontiformes, Petromyzontidae.